AUCCCUAUGUUAGUGUAUUACAAUGAUUAAAGAGUAUAGGUGUAUUAUCUAUAAAUGACAUUCUAAAGUCUAGAAAUAAAAUGAAUUAUUGAACACUGUUUACGUGAAAAAAAUUUAAAACGCAAAGUUUUAUUUUCAAGUAUGAUCGAUGGGAUUUGGUUUUAGUUUUCCAUUUAAUCUUUUUAUGUAAUAAUACAUAAACUUCACAUUUGAAUGUUUAUCAUUGUCUGUGCCAUAGUCAUUUAAUCCGAACAGUCGUAAACAAGCUCGUAAUAAAUAUAACAAACGUAUUAAAACAAACUAACAAUGAGUUAUAUGAGUGAAUUAUCACAGUCUAAUGAAUACUUGAGUUUCCGAAGUAGUAUUCCGCUGAGAAAAAUAAUUGUGGACUCUGACAGCUCUAAGGCAUGGAAAAUUUUCGAUAGCGGCCCAAAAUCUGUGAGCUGUCCCUUAGUCUGUUUGCCACCUGUUUCUGGAACAGCUGAUAUUUUUUUUAAACAAGUAAUGGGUUUAGCCUCUAGGGGCGUGAGAGUAAUAGCAGCAGAACCUCCUCCAUAUUGGAAUAUGAAAGAAUGGUGUGAUGGUUUCAAAAGGCUUUUAGAUUACCUAGAACUGCACAAAGUCCAUUUAUUUGGAGCAUCAUUGGGUGGUUUCAUUGCUCAAAAAUUCACAGAGAUAACAAAAAACUGUCCACGUGUGGCUUCCUUAGUACUCUGCAACACAUUCACAGACACAUCAGUGUUUGAGUACAAUGACUCGGCUGCAUUGUUCUGGCUUCUCCCUUCAUUAGUGCUUAAGAGAAUGCUUAUGGGUAAUUUCACAACAGACAAAGUGGACAGACGAAUGGCUGAAUCUAUUGACUUCAUGGUGGAAAGACUGGAAUCACUCACUCAAACAGAAUUAGCUUCAAGGCUGACAAUAAACUGCAGUCCGUGUUAUGUUCAACCGCAUUUAUUAACCAACAUUCCAAUAACGGUGAUGGAUGUUUGGGAUGAAAGUGCUCUAUGCUCUCGUGUCAGAGAGGAUGUUUAUAAGUCAUACCCACAUGCAAAAUUGGCACACUUAAAGAGUGGUGGAAACUUUCCAUAUUUGAGUAGAAGUGAUGAGGUCAAUUUGCAUUUAUUGAUUCACCUAAGACAGUUUGAUGGCACAGAACUAUCCCCUUCAUAUUUAAGUCUACAUAAAAUGCCGUCGCCAUCAAACAAUAACCCAGAGGAAGGCAGUGUCAGCUACUUUAAUCAAAAAGAGAAGUUUGUUAAAAUAGCUUGAGCCAAUUAUACUUUUAAGAAUAUGUAAACUGAAGCUUUGUUGCUAAUAAAUUGCAGCAUUCCUAUAAUUAGGCGGGCCUCUUACAAGGUGUAUGACCUUAGUGAGGCCUCAUUUUAUAUAAGCUUAUAAUAAUUAUUAUCAGCCGGAAUUGUUACACAAAAUUAUAAAAACUGUAAUAGUGAGAUAAUUUAUUGGACGAGCGACACAUAACGUAAAUCUAAAUAUAUAAUAUACUCAAAUAAAUUUAUAUUCAUAUUAUAUCUGUAUUAAGCAAAGUUAUAAUAUUCCUAUGAAAGAUUAAUCUGUGUCGUUAAAUUCAUGUAUAGUGUGACUAGCAAUAAACUAGUCUUAUAUUUAGCAUUUAAGAAAUGAAAUAAAUUUUGUAUAUUUUUA
Manduca sexta (tobacco hornworm) is the source of this 1662-nucleotide messenger RNA. Its product is annotated as maspardin. The transcript is spliced from 5 exons. NCBI's taxonomy places the organism in Eukaryota, Metazoa, Arthropoda, Insecta, Lepidoptera, Sphingidae. The coding region runs from base 307 to 1269 and encodes 320 amino acids. The record is from RefSeq and is a predicted model, not a curated record.